AGAAAAAGGAGAGGAGCGGAGGAGAAGGAAGAGAUAAAGGGAGAGGGAGGGAGGUUUUUUUUCUUUUCUCUGCACUCUCCUUUUCGUUUUCACGGACCCCCCAAGAAUGCCCAAGUGAUCGUAAGAAGUCCACCUUCUUGAAGAAGCUAGGGCAUAUCAAGCGGAGGACCUGAAACUCUGCCUGCCAUGGAGUUCCAGGGUGAUCUUGCAGCUUGAAACCCUAAGUUUUUUUUUUGUUUUGAGGGGAGGGGUUAGUUGGGUGGGGUUGGCUGAUCGUUGGUGGGUCGCAUCUGGAGCUGCCCCAAUCUGGUCUUGGUGAGGAAUAUUUUAGAUUCGUUCUUCUUUUGUGUUGGAUUGUGCUUAUUUCCAGAUUGGGAAGGUUUUCAUGUUCAAUUGGGGUUUAGGGAUGGACGAGGAGAAGAAGAGCGAGAGUCAUUUGACGUCCGCCGCGGCGUUUGUGGAAGGUGGCAUACAAGAUGCGUGUGAGGACGCUUGCAGCAUCUGUUUGGAGCAGUUCUGCGAUAGCGAUCCUUCCACGGUGACUAGCUGCAAACAUGAGUUCCAUCUCCAGUGCAUCCUUGAAUGGUGCCAGCGAAGCUCCCAGUGCCCCAUGUGUUGGCAACCUAUCAGUCUUAAGGAUCCAGCAAGUCAAGAGCUGCUUGAGGGAGUUGAGCGGGAAAGGAACUUUAGGCUAAAUCAAUCAAGAAACACAACCAUAUUCCAUCAUCCAACACUUGGGGACUUCGAACUACAACAUCUUCCAGUAGGCGCAAAUGAUUCUGAACUUGAAGAGCGUAUUAUCCAACAUCUUGCUGCUGCUGCUGCCAUGGGGAGGGCACAUCAUUUUGCCAGAAGAGAAGGCCACUGGAGUAGGGCUGGUUCCCAUGGUCGGCCACAGUUUCUGGUCUUUUCAGCACAUCCAAAUGCACCAGCUGUUGGUCCCAUGUCUGCAGUUCCCAGAGCUAGUGCAAGUGAAUCUUCCCCAACUGUCGCUGUUUUAACUCCAGCUGCUCCUCUUUCUUCUGUUGAAGAAGAACCUCAACAUGGUAGUCUUUCACAAACGCCUCCUCGUCAAGUUGAUCAAAUACCCAACUCAGCAGCUGCAAUGGCUACUAAUAUAAGCAACAGACUUAGCAUGUCGAAUAAUAGGAGUGGUUCAAGUCACUCUUCCCCUGUCAGUCAUGAUCGAGCUGGGCCUUCCGAUUUCCAUUCCUUCUCGGAGUCCCUGAAGUCUCGUUUCAACGCAGUUUCAACACGAUACAAGGAGACAAUUUCAAAGACUACAAGAGGAUGGCGGGAGAGGCUGUUCUCACGAAAUUCACCUGUACAAGAUGCCAACUCUGAAGCUAGGAGAGAUGCAAAUACUGGCAUAGCCAAUCUUUCUAACAUGAUGGAGCGCCUGCGAGCUAGUGAAACUGACAGAGCUAGUGAGGCCUCUGUUUCAGAAAGCACUGAAGGCAGUUCUGUCAUCCCUCAAGAGAAUUCUACUCCUACAAAUGUCCAAGUGAUUGAGGAAGAUCAUCCUAGCACUCCUCCAACCAAUGUAAAUGCAGCAACUUGUGCUGCAAUCUCUGGCCCAAAUUGAUUUUCUCACAACAUAUCUAUAUAAUGUUUGCAUGUUUAACAUGCAUAUGUGAAGGCCGAGAAGUUAUUUCUGGAUGGUCAGCAGCACUUUUGGCAAGGAGAGGAAGGGUCUCGCUAUCAGUUGGUGGAUAUUUUUAGGAUAUAUUCACGUGGGUUCUUUCUUUUUAUCUGUUUCGACGGAGAAAGAAUGGUAACUCUGGAUGCUCCCAUGUUUUGUAAAUUUGGCUCUGUAAAAAAUUCUCCCAAGAGCUUUGACCUCCCUCCGCCACUUUCCUCCUCUCAGAUUUAUGAAAUAUACCCUCUAAAUAAUACAUAAGCAGAUCCGAUGUGAACUGUAUUAAUCA
Molecule: messenger RNA, 1928 nt
Organism: Nymphaea colorata (pocket water lily)
Lineage: Eukaryota; Viridiplantae; Streptophyta; Magnoliopsida; Nymphaeales; Nymphaeaceae
Product: E3 ubiquitin-protein ligase RHF2A
Exons: 9
Coding region: 386-1585 (399 amino acids)
Molecular function (GO): ubiquitin-protein transferase activity
Source: RefSeq, a predicted model, not a curated record